GUUAACCGGAAUUUUUGACUUAUCAGCACCCCCUAUUCCCCCAGCAUGCUGGAUAAUAAAGAUUUUACUGUAAUUAUAAACUGUCCUUUUUAACAUUGUCAGGAAACUUCUCCAACCCAUAUGUAAUAUCUACUCAUGUGGUCCCAUGACUACUAUGAUCAUAAUGAACCAACUAAUGGCAUUUUAUUCACCUUGUGCAAGCUGGCGAGUAACUUGCUUUUGGAAAACUCUAGCAUCCUCUUAUUUUCUAUAGAAAAUAGAAGAGGAAAAGGGUCAUAAUAGCAGUCUUACUAAAAUAGUGGAUGACUAGCAUUAUCCAGUGAUUUUUGACAAUACUGAAUGACUUCUUCCCUUUGUCUUCCAUCCCCAUGUAAUUCUCAGUCCAUAAUAAAAUGUAGGCAUAUGUAUUUAUAAGGAUAAUUUUGUGAGGAAAUAGGUAGUCAUCUGUUAGAAAAUGAAUGGGAAGCUCAUCAUUUCAGGAUAUUUAUUGAUAUGGAUAGAUCUCCAAGAGAAGUAUCUUGAGAAACAACAGAGACAUCAGAGAUUGAAAGCCUAUUCUAGUUCAUUAUUCUCUUGUUCCUUAGUACUUAAUGGUUGCUCGGGGAUUCAUAAUCUUCCUGCUUCAGUUUACAGUCUCUAACUUCAGUUACUAUGAAAAAUGCACCCAACAGAGCAAGUUAUCAAGAUCUCUGUAAGCAGAGAAGGAAGCAGAAACAGUGGACUCCUGCCAUUGUUUUCCUCAAGAGGGACUUGCCUUGCUAAUAAUACACUUGAAUCUUUCUAUGACUAGACCCAUUACCCAGAAUUCAAUUAUAGUUAUAGUGAGUGUACGACCUUGUUAAAUAUUAGCAAUUUCAGAGAGAGGUAAGUAUAAAAAUGAAGCACACUGGAGCUUGAUAAAAUGAUUAGGCUAAUUUUUAACCUAAUCCCAUUGUGCAUUGGAUUACUAAUCAAUAUAUUACUAUUCUCAGAUGGUACUUGUAGGCUGUAAUAAAAAAAAAAAGGCUUAUUUUUAAAGUGGAAUAUUUAAGUAAUAUUUAAGUAAAAUGUAAGUAGUCAUUCGCUACCACAAUGUCAGAUUUUUCUCCUCUCCUAAGAUUUUUAAUAGUUGGCUCCUCCUAUAAAUUGAUAUUGGACAUAAGAACUAAUAUAACUUUGUUGUUGAAGUCUCUUUGAAAUUUUGUUUCUAGUAUAAAGUUAUUGUAGAUGUAUGUGAAAUUAUGGUAUGGGAACAAUACUUCUGUUUUCUAAAAAAUGUUUUGUCCUACAAUGUUUUCAUUGUAGGAGAUAAAGUCCUUGCUCUCACUUUGUGGUGGACAAUUCAGCAGUCAACAAGAAAUUCGUAUAAAUUCUCCAUUUUGGAUUCUCAAUAUUCCUUCAGAAGAGAUGGCAAGAGGACUAAUGAAAAGGACAGUAUGUGCAAAGCAUAAUUUUCUUCACUGACCGCAAUCUAAUAAUCAUGGAAUUUCCAGGUCUAUAUUUGAACUGUGGGGUCAGGGAAAAUCUGCAGAGGAACUGUACACAUCUCUGAAGAACUACCCAAUGGAGAAGAUGGUUCCGUAUCUACAGUCAAACUCAACAUACAAAAUACAUAUUCAUGCAUUUAACAAAACACUGACACAAGAGGAAAAAAUUAGAAGGAUAGAUGCUCUGGAAUUUCUGCCAUUUGAAGGGAAAGUGAAUUUAAAAAACCCAGAACAUAUCUUCUGGAUUCUGGAAGAUUAUGGAAUGGACCCUAACAACGUUCCAGAAGAACCUCUUGAUUUGUAUUUUGGUAGAUGGAUUGCGGAUGGGCAAAGGGAGCUUAUUGAGUCAUACAGUGUAAAAAGGAGGCAUUUUAUUGGGAACACAAGCAUGGAUGCCUGCUUGUCUUUCAUCAUGGCAAACCAUGGAAGAGUAAAAGCAAAUGAUGUUGUGUUUGAUCCAUUUGUUGGAACAGGUGGCCUUCUUAUAUCCUCCGCACGUUUUGGAGCAUAUGUGUGUGGUACUGAUAUAGAUUAUAAUACUGUCCAUGGAUUAGGCAAGGCUAGCAGGAAGAACCAGAAGUGGAGAGGACCAGAUGAGAAUAUCAGAGCUAACCUUCGGCAGUAUGGUUUAGAGAAGUACUAUCUUGAUGCACUCGUUUCUGAUGCAUCAAAACCUCUAUGGAGGAAGGAAAUGCUUUUUGAUGCAAUUAUUACAGAUCCUCCAUAUGGCAUACGAGAAGCUACUAGAAGAACUGGUUCACAAAAAGAAAUACUUAAAGCAACGGAAAGAGGCACAGAAAAUCACAUCUCCAUUUCCUCGAACUAUCAUCUGAGUGAUAUCUUUUUUGACUUGUUAAACUCUGCGGCAGAGUACCUGGUGAUGGGAGGAAGAUUGGUGUACUGGCUACCAGUUUACAAACCUGAAUAUACAGAAGAGAUUAUACCCCAGCACCCCUGCCUGAAACUUAUUAGUAACUGUGAGCAGAUGCUUUCCAGCCACACGUCAAGGCGCUUGAUAACCAUGGAAAAGGUGAAAGAAUUUGAGGACAAAGACCAGUAUUCUCACUUGUUGGAUUAUCAAUCUUUGCUAUACAAGGGUCACAAUUCCUUUCGUGAGAAGUAUUUCAGUGGUGUGACAAAGAGGAUUGCCAAGGAAGAAAAAGACAACCAGAAGUAAAAAAAAAUAAAACAAACAUUAAAAAUGAGGAAAGUAUGAAGAUUAUAUUUCUUUUGUAAAGACAUCUGGAUGCUUCAGAAAACAAAUACUGUUUUUAAUUUUAAAAAAGUCACAAUGAAAACCACAACAUAGGUUAAGAACAGUUCUUUUUAAUUAGCUUUGUUUAUAGCAGAUUUAUUGUACAAGUUUUGAGCCUUAUUUAAUUUAUAUUUGUACUUUCAAGUACUAAUGAUGAUUGACUAAAACCAUUAUUAUUUUCUUUUACCAUUAACUUUUACAGAAAAUAGUAGUAUUGUUUGGCUUCUUAAACUGUGAACAUCUGGAUGCUUUAGAAACACAUAAUAGAGAUCAGGGUUUGCUUAUUAGGAAUAUUGCUUUCAUUUGUUUUGUUUUUUUGUAACUGAUACAAAAUAAAAACCAACAGAGCUUGUUGUGACUUUUUAAAAUUGUGUUGCAUGCAACAGAUUCUCAUGUGAAUUCUUACUGCCAUGUACUGGGCCAGCUAUGUUUAAAAAAAAAAAAAAAAAAAACCCCAAAAAACCUCUAGGAGCUGAGGAAGGACCUGACAAGGCUUGGAGAGACUAUUAAACCCCAUAAAGCCUGUCCGCAUCUGAAGCUCAUCUGUACCUUGGAUUUGCUGUUGCAUUCCUAAACUUUGACUGCUGGUCAAGCCAACUGUCUGCAAUUUUUGAUUCAGAAACUAACUGAUAGUUAAAGCAGUAACAACAACAAAAGAUUUGGUAAUGGUUUCUUAAUGGUAUUAAGCCUGAUCAGCUCUUUGAAACUGAAAUUGUAUUUUUAAAUGGGAAAACUUUGCUGAACCUACAUUGUGUCCAUCGUGAAAAUAUCUUUCUUGAAAACUACUAGACCCAUUAAUUAAGGAUAUUAAUGGCUUUACUUGCUUUUGGUGGUCAAAUACACUCAUCAAUGCCCUGCUGAGGUAUAUCUAUUUGUUCCAGCUAGAUAGAGCCCCAUUUCUUAAUUUACUGCAGGUUAUUGUGGUCAUAUAAUAGUCUGCAUAUAGUGGUGACCUUCAAAAAGCCAGUGAUACCUAGGCAGGCACGAGUCUGCAUCUCUUUGGUUCAUUGAUUUAUUUCACCUUCCCUUGUGUUUGACUCUGAGGGCAUUGCUACACUGCAGAGUUUGCAUCAGCGCAGCUGCAACAAUGCAGCUGCAUUGCUGUGAGCUGUCUAAUGUAGCUCCAACUGAGCUCUACUGUCGGCUUAACUACUCCAGCCCCGCGCUCCGUGAGCAGCGGUAGUUAUGUUGGCAGGAGAAGCUCUCCAACUGACCUAACGCUGUCUAUGCCGGCACUUUAGUUGGUGUAACUUGUGUUGUACAGGGAGUGAUUUAUUCACAACCAACCCCUGCUCUUCUGGCAGACAUGAUCUAAAUAGCUGUACAAGAUAUGAGGCAGUGGAGAAUCAGGUCCCAUAUAUGUGAGAGCUUUGAUUCAGUGUCUCCUCCACUUGUCCCAGAAUGCUGCUACCUCAGGAAUGACAUGUAGCAUCUAUUUAGCGUGUGACAGACUGCUAAUAUCCUGAGCAAAUUUUAUGGAAUUAAGGUAACUCAAUAAAGAGUUAAGUCAGACCUUAUUGAAUUAGGGUUAAUACCUUUGGGGUACUGUAUUUAAAAUGCAAUUUGGUAUGUGUUAUUGUUGCAUAGUAUGUGCCUUCUCUAGUAGAAGGGGGUUGCUAAUGUACUUUCUCUGUUAUCAGCCCGUUAAAGCCACCUGCCUGGAGAGGUUUCAUAUACUAAUUCAAAUUGAAUUCUCCAGGGACUAAUAGAAGAUGAUGAUGAUUUUUGGAUAAAUAAUCUGGUUUUAAACUGGUUCCAGCACCUGUGUCCUGAGACCCUCUAAGAUUGCGUGCCUGUUCUGAGCAGAAGCUAUGAUGAACUUGUUACCGCAAAGGAAACCCUCUGGGUGGGGUGUUGAAGGACUUCUUCUGCCAGAGAGUAGCCCCAUGUUAGGGUUGGGAUGGUGUCUGGUAAAUUUAUGAGCAUGUAUGUAGGUUCUUCUAUUAUUUUUAACAUGUUUUUCUCUGUAGUGCUUUUACCUUAAAAAGAAAGUAGGCUUGCAGAGAAAACUGGGUGGUAACUUAUAACUGUAGCAAUUACACCUUGGGCAGCCUGUCUUGCUGGGAAUACACAGUGAAGGGAACAGUGCAGCCUGGGAAUACGCUGGUAGAAGGGUGUGAGAUGGGGGCUCUUCCCAAGAAAGGCAAUGGUUGGGGAGCUGGAGGCCAGAGAGUGGGUGCCCUUGCUAGACCACUGAGGGGACGUACAGGUGCAGUUGCCCUGAAACGAGACAAGCAGUUCACACAUCAUGUUCUUAAGUAACUGAAGAGUACCACAUUCCAGUUGAAAGUACAAGUGGAAUUUUGGCACUGGUGUUACAUCCACUGUUUCAGAAUAGUACCAAAUUUAAAAAGUCAGCUAAAGAAGCAUCUCUCGACCACCUAAUGUCACUUAAGAGCAGCUUCAAUUGUCUAAGCUCUUCGGUCAAUUUUUUUCCCGAUCUGACAUCCCUAUAGUAGACUCUCCAAUUAUGUACCCAACGUAUGGAUGCUGCUGUUUUGAUAGUGUGAAUGCUGUGUUGCAGCUGCCAUGCUUUCUGUAACGAAGGUUCCUUUCAAGUUUGUCGACUGGGGGCUCCUCUCCAUUAUAGAUAGAUGGAUUAUUCUUCCUCAGAGGAAUCAGCCAUUAAUAGCAAAGGUUUUUGACAUCCUCUUUCCAAGCUGACUCAAUCCCAUCUCUCUUCCUCAGAUUCCAAUUCAUUUCCUGCCUUAUCAUUGAUGCACUUUUUUUUACUCUCCUAUAGUAAAUGUAAGAGGAUUGUGAAAACUUAUGUCUUUGAAUAAGGGGUCGCCAAUCUGAAAAAGUUCAGAAACAUUGCUCUCAGUGCCAAUGUCCUCACAGAAUGGACCCGUACAGAGAACUAGUGAGUGCUGGCUAUUAUGGAAAGAAAUCUUACUGUUCUUAGUCUCUCUUCUCCUCCUCUCUGCCUCUUCCCCCCCCCCCUCCCCCAGGGGUUAUUUCCUCUAUGCCCAGGACUUUUUUGUGACCUGUGGAUUAUGAGCUAGAGGUAGGGGUGGGGGUGAGGGGGUGAGAGAGAGAGAGAGAGUCACAAGUGAACAUACUAAACCCUAUAUAAUGCCCCCUCCCCACCACUUAUCAGGAACAACAGUGAUCCUGCCAGGGCAGUGGAGGGGGAAGUGUCCCGUCUGAGGCUAUUGGUUUUAUGCAGUCCUGCUCAUCAAACUUUCCUCCCCCUGCCAGUAAGUGAGCAGCUGCUGCGCUAAGUCAUCAGGCGUCUGCAGCAGUCUCCUCUCUGCAGGGCCUCCCUGUUGGGCAGGUAGAAGGCUGCAGGGCCACACUGCAGCUGGGUUAGUUCCCUUCACAGUUAUGUUGUCACCUCCUUUUUGGGAAGCUCAGAGUGUCUGACAGCUGGGGAGGAGUAGGAGCCAAGUCUAGCAGGAACAGAACUGACCUGCUGCCAAGGAACAGUUUUGGGUAUUUGUAAUGUGAGCACCACCUCUCUUCUCCUCCUCUAUUGUAGGUGUUCAUCUCUGAGUUGCCCAUCUGCCAUUCUUCAGAUGGAUCUGGCUGUGAUCCUGGCAGGUCAGAUGCCAGUUUUUGCCCAGGCUGCAGGCAUUAACUAAGAACUGACAUUUAUAGCUGGAGACCAGACCAGUUCACCUGGUCUGUUUUACUCAAAAUAAGUAUUAGUCUUAUAAGAAUGUAUUUAGUCUUUAGACUUUAUGAAAUGCUUGUAAGUUGCUGCAUGCAUUAAUCUCACUUGUAAUGUCUCUAUUCCAUGCUAUAAGAAAAUAUGUAAGUUUCUUGCUUUAUAACUUUGAAACUGCUCUGAACUUGUGAACUCAGGCAUGGGAAUCAUCUCUCCCCAUCUAGAAGGACUAUCAAAAUCAGAUGAGCCAUCAAGAAACUUCACAAAACAAAGGAUUGGUUAAUGGCUCUAUUGCACCUGGGAAAUGCUACGUGCAGGGAAGCUCGUCCUGUGGGCUUGGAAAAUGAAUGAAGGAAAUAAAGCAAAGCCACAGGAAAUUUUUCCAUCUUUUUGGCUGUUUGAACUCUGAAGUACCAGAGAUGGUAAACUUAAGCCGGAGAUCCUGAGAGGCUGCCUCCUGGAUCCACCCUGAAAGACACUUUGAAUUGACAGAUCACUACAAUUCUUUCAUUCUCAGGGUUUAGAUGGUAACUCAUUUGUGUGUAUAUGUUUGCUGGCUUAAACCUGUAAAUAACUCUUAUUCCUUUUUUCUUGUUAAUAAACCUUUAGAUAGUUUUUUACA
This is a messenger RNA of Mauremys mutica (yellowpond turtle), 6953 nucleotides long. RefSeq names its product tRNA methyltransferase 11 homolog (gene TRMT11). Bases 1543 to 2643 code for a protein of 366 amino acids. Gene Ontology annotation, biological process: methylation. NCBI's taxonomy places the organism in Eukaryota, Metazoa, Chordata, Testudines, Geoemydidae. The record is from RefSeq and is a predicted model, not a curated record. The transcript has 12 exons. Gene Ontology annotation, molecular function: nucleic acid binding. Gene Ontology annotation, cellular component: cytoplasm.